Enhydra lutris kenyoni (northern sea otter) is the source of this 2957-nucleotide messenger RNA. RefSeq names its product mature T-cell proliferation 1 (gene MTCP1). Gene Ontology annotation, molecular function: protein serine/threonine kinase activator activity. Lineage: Eukaryota; Metazoa; Chordata; Mammalia; Carnivora; Mustelidae. Gene Ontology annotation, biological process: positive regulation of peptidyl-serine phosphorylation. The coding region runs from base 1910 to 2233 and encodes 107 amino acids. The transcript has 3 exons. The record is from RefSeq and is a predicted model, not a curated record.
AUAUGGUUAUAUAAUAUACCUAAAGAAUCUGUCUCUACCCACGUAUACGUGGUCUCUAUCUGUUUCCCCUCUCUGCUCUGCGUACAUAUCCACUCACUCGUGCGCAGGAACACUGACGAGUAUUGACACUUCAGGUGCCCAGAACUACUAUAUCAUUCCUGUUAUGGAAGACCUUAUAAUACUGUAUUUGAGGGGAGACAAGGCUUGUGAAAUAAGCAGAGCAAAUGUGCAAAGGCAAUUUAUAAUUAGAGGCAAAAAUAUGAGCUUGAGCUGAGACAUAAACGCUGCAGUAGUCCUAGGAGACACGAAGUUUUCCUAGAGAAGGCAGGCACCCGCACUCUGCCAUAAUAGUACUGAGGUAGGCAGAACGAUUUGUGGAGGCAUGUUAGGCAAGUAGAAAGCUCAAUUGAGCCUACUAUUUAGGGGAAAUUGAUGACAGAUAGGAUGCAGCACUGAAGAAGAGGAAGAAGUCCAAGAAAACUUGCAAGUUUUGAGUCUGCAAGAUCAGGAGAGGUGGUGUUGCCACCUGGAGAAACUGGGAUUUGGUGAAGGAGAAGGGGUUCUUUAGGUGAGUUUGCGAUGACAGAGCCCAGUGGGGGCGAACUAACAGUGAUAAGAAACAAACAAACAAAAAAAAAAAAACCUGCUGUCCUUGAAAAGAGGGCUUGGUUUGACUCAAUUAGUUCUUUCAGGCUUUUUCCUUGGCUGUAUCAUACCGUGUUCUGGCAUCUCAUUUGCUCUUGGCAAUCUCAGUAAUGGUUUAGCAACCUUCGGAGAUGUGCUGCAGUUCCUCCCCUGCCUAAAGGCCACCUAGUGAGAACAGGAGGCAUUUGUUCGGUGGGGCAGAUCCCCCAAUGCUAUAUCUGCUCUGUCAGAGGAAGAAAUACAGCGAAACCAUGCCAUGAUGCUAGGAGCCAGGUACAAACUAUUCAUUCCUGCAAAAUGCAGGUCACGUAAUCGUGAGGCCCUGAAAUGCAAUCCAGAGCUAGGCAGAAAACCCUUAUGGGUUAGAGCCGAGUCUGCGUUAUGGAAAGAGUUUGCCCAGGAGAUUUGCUUCCUUUACACCUCUCAAAUGGCGGAGGCCUUUUCUGGCCUUAUGACUUGUGAAAUCAGAAUUAAAAUGCACACCUCUGUGGAGAAACGGGUUCCGGUGACAUCCUGAAGCAUUAUUAAAAUGAACAAGGAUCUAGAUGGAUAACCAUCAUUUGCUCUCCGCUCCCAAUCACCAUGAUCCCAAAAGUCUUUUGCAGCCUCAGAAUUCCAUGAAGCUACCUUAAAUAUUUUCGUUAACAUGAAAACCCCCAUCUGGAAAUGCCCAACUGCUAUCAGUAACCUUUCUAAGUAAGCUGAUAAAUAGGUUGUUUGUCCUUAAAACAAACUUUGAAUUUUAAUUUAGAAAGCAAUGCACAUAAUUCAGCCUUCACAGUCCUUUAAAAUGGAAUUGCUUGAAAGGGGCUUUUACCUGGGGAAUAUGGCACACGCAUCCAUCGCUGCCCAAAUAAGUGCUUGUGCACACUCCGUUGCUAACUGCAUUUUGUCAGAGGCUGCUCUGUGAAUGCAGAGACUGUGACAGCACUGCCCAGCUUCCUGAGGUGCUAGUCCUACAUCUCCACAGAGCUCCCCACUGAGCUCAGGAGCUGAGUGCUUCACAGGCAAGAAUUAGCGCGACCUGAGGCUCUGCUGAGUGGCACUUGAGUGUCUUGAUGAGUGUCAGAUGGCCUCGGCUCCAUGCAGGCUGUGCAAGUAGAUAUGUAAUAGUUUUUGUUCUGGUUGGUGGUUGCUAGUUCCAGGUCACCUUGCUCACUGGUGAGUUCAUUCAAACCCGAAAAGUCACACCUGUGUCCUGUGCGCGGGUGCUGCAGGCUUAGGUGGAGAAAAGCAGGGCUAGAAUUGGAACCCAAAGCCCAGAAUGGCAGGAGAGGAUGUGGGGGCUCCACCGGAUCACCUCUGGGUUCACCAAGAGGGCAUCUACCGCGACGAAUACCAGCGCACGUGGGUGGCCGUCGUGGAAGAGGAGACGAGUUCCCUAAGGGCACGAGUCCAGCAAGUUCAGGUUCCCUUAGGUGACGCAGCUAGACCAAGUCACCUUCUUACCUCCCAGCUACCUCUCAUGUGGCAACUCUACCCUGAGGAACGCUACAUGGAUAACAACUCUCGCUUGUGGCAGAUCCAGCAUCAUUUAAUGGUCAGGGGAGUACAGGAGCUGUUGCUUAAGCUUUUGCCUGAUGAUUAACCUGGUAUGUAUUUCUAUUUCUCCCCUGUUCUCCCUUUUUGUUUUUCACUCUGGUUGUGAUUUUAAUGAUCUACUUUUUUUUCCAGGUGCUGGGAUUCUAGGAAGAUAUGCUCCUCUGUUCUAUUCAGUAUAUGGCAAUCACUUCAUCCACCACUGCAGUGCACCCACCUGUGGGCCUGGGGGGAGGGACUGGGUUGAAAAACUGUUCAAGAACACAGAAGCUUAGGAAGGGUCAUGAAGAACACCACAAGUGGAACUGCAGAGAGGGGUUCACACAGGCAGAAAGCAAGUCAAAAAAGCACUUAGUCAGGAUACGUAACUUGAAAUUGACUCCUUUGGAAAUUGCCAUAGAACCGUUAAUGGACAUCAUCAGCUGGAACUGGGAUCUGAUGAGUCCCACAAAAGUCAGCACCUGCUACAGAACAGAUGCCCCGAUCACCAAGGACUUGGUACUGGUUUAGAGAGAAGAGAGCAGCUCCUAGCAGCAUCAACAUCUAUGUGUCGCUUAUUUGCCCUGCGCAAUUCACCUGCCUUUCCUUCUCCCAUCCUGUAAAUAUCCCAGGUUUUGCUCCAGUGUUUCCCCUCCCAGUACUGACCUAACUUGGAUCUUACGGAGAACUUAGGGGGCUCUGAAAAAAGAGGAGAUUAUUUGAAUUAAUGAAAUGGGCUACAAAGGCUACUGGGCCUUUUUCCUUUCUGAAAUUGUGCCUUCAAAUUUUUAGAG